CCGAGUCGGUAUGUGCACACAGAGAACCUGAAGAAAAUCAUCGUGAAACGAUCAAGAGAAUUCUACCUCUAUCGCGAAUUCUAUCUAAGAAGACUACGUUCGAACAGAAUAAUCUAAUCGUGAUUCCGUGACGGCACAGUGGAAAUACAGUGAAGGAAUCGACGAAGAAGGUUCACAUACCUGUUCAAGUGAACGUACCAUGGAAUUGCAGGAGAUGUUUCGUUACGGAUACAUGUUCCCACCUAGAGAAGACGAAGUUGUAUCCUGCACCUACCUGGACUUACCGAGUUAUCCUUAUUCGAAGAGCAAGACUGAUCUCCCUCCGGUAAGCACGAUCACGGUACCCCAGUGCAUCGUCUAUGACGGGAAUCACAGUGACGGCUGGCACACGCCAAGUCCAACCGCCAGUCUCAGAUCGGUUAGUCCUGCGACCACCCUAUCUGAACCUGACACGAUCACCACUUCGGUUACCUACCGUAUCCUAGGCUCGGUGGAUGAAUUGAACAAGAGGUACACCACGAAGAGGAAUCAAUCCGCAAUGGGCACCGAGACGAAGCAUAAUACGAACAUGGUGGAUCUAACGGAGGAAGUAAAUAGUAUGGACGCGGACACCGAUGGAACCGGGGAUGUCGAGAUCGAAACGGAUCACGAGAAGGCACAAUCGUGUCGAGGUAGUGUGAUCAGCAAUUCUAGUAGUUUCUCAGAUAGAAUCGUGGACGCUGAUAGCGAAGACGAGGCUGAAAUGAGCGACAGUCCAGAUCACGUAGGAUCCGGAAACGGAGGCAGUGGUGUCAGAAGAAGAGGUAAAUACGUCAACUCGACGAUCGUUAGGAAACGCAGACUGGCGGCAAACGCAAGGGAAAGAAGACGAAUGCAGAAUUUGAAUAAAGCCUUCGACAGACUGAGGGCUUAUCUUCCGUCCUUGGGCAACGAUAGACAAUUGUCCAAAUACGAAACUCUUCAAAUGGCACAGUCUUAUAUCACAGCUCUGUACGAUUUGUUGCAAUGAGAAUGAAUUAUUUUCCCACGUGAAAAUAUAUUUUUAAGAUAUUCCGAACUGUGUUAAUGAAAUUAAUGAAAAAUUGAGGUAUUAGGUUCUUUUGUGAUUCUCAGAUUGAUAUUGUUUACCGUUUAUUGUGACGAAUGGACAGUUUCAUAAGCUAUAGUUAUAGAAUUUCGUUUCAACAAAAAUAUGCUUCCAAUUAAAACAUUAGCUUCUUUUUCUUCUUCUUUUGUAUUUAUCGUAUGUGAUGGUGAUCAU
Molecule: messenger RNA, 1261 nt
Organism: Osmia bicornis bicornis
Lineage: Eukaryota; Metazoa; Arthropoda; Insecta; Hymenoptera; Megachilidae
Gene: ato
Product: protein atonal
Exons: 1
Coding region: 200-1009 (269 amino acids)
Molecular function (GO): protein dimerization activity
Source: RefSeq, a predicted model, not a curated record